Chelonus insularis is the source of this 2541-nucleotide messenger RNA. Its product is annotated as myotubularin-related protein 10-B. The coding region runs from base 386 to 2335 and encodes 649 amino acids. Gene Ontology annotation, molecular function: phosphatidylinositol-3-phosphate phosphatase activity. Lineage: Eukaryota; Metazoa; Arthropoda; Insecta; Hymenoptera; Braconidae. The transcript has 10 exons. Gene Ontology annotation, biological process: phosphatidylinositol dephosphorylation. Gene Ontology annotation, cellular component: membrane; cytoplasm. The record is from RefSeq and is a predicted model, not a curated record.
UCAAUAGUCAAGAUACCAACCAAACCAACCUCAAACUCUAUUACUCGGUGUGAGAAUAUUCACCAUUGAAAGAGAAUUUAUGUGUACACAUAAAUUCAUUUACACAUGUAUUUAUGUGUGUACAUAUGAGACAAAUCUUAUCCAUGCCUGUAUGAGAAAAAAAAUUAAUAUCAUUACCUGUCAUUUUGGUGAAUGUUGAGUUUUUUAUACUUAGAAUAAACAAUAUGUAAUUUGUCACAACGUAAAAAUGUUCGAACAACUUUAUCAUAUAAAAAGAAUGUAAAAAAAGCCUAUCAACAAUUGUUAAAUGAAAUUUUUCUGUUAAUUAAAAUAAUCAUUAUUUAAAUUGGUAAAAGUAUAUAUUGGAAUUCUAUAAUUAACGAUAAUGGAAAAUAAAAACAGCAAUAAUUUUAUUAGUUACGUUGGGAUGGAAGAAGAACACGAAAUGCAGCCUGUUGUUCGAAGUCGAAGAAAUUCUAUAAGUGAAAGUAGUAUAAAACUAUUGCCAGGGGAGGUCUCAAUAGCUGAAGCCCACAAUGUUUUACUGUUUUCACCUGUAAGUGAUUUAAAACAAGGAAUUUCAGGAGUACUUGCUGUGACAAAUUUUAAACUUACUUUUAUCACUAGUGAUGACUCAACUCCAGAGGAUAUAAAUCAUCAGCAAAACAAUUUUUAUGGAUAUAUGGACUCGUGUCUAUCAAACAUCGAUGAAGUUUAUUUAAUUACAGGGGACAAAAAAAGAAAAUUAAUACCUGGUAGUAGUGUGCCUUCCAAAGUAAAAGGAAUCUUUAUUGUUUGUAAGAAUUUCAGAACGUGGUCAUUCUCAUUCAAAUUUUCUCCUGUAGGACAUGGCAAAAAUCUUUUAACAACGCUCCUUCAUCAUGCCUUUCCCAGAAAGCAUUAUUUAUUGUUUUCUUAUGAUUACAAGGAAGCAUAUUACAGUAGUUUAGAUAAAAAAAUAAAAUUAUUUCGUACUAUGAUCGAUUGGCAAAGUGAAUUAGAAAGAACGUCUUGUAGCAACGAACAUACCAAAAAAAGUUGGCGAUUAUCUUCAGCUAAUUAUCAAUUUCAAUUAUCUUCAAGCCUUCCUCGAUUUAUAAUUGUUCCAGCAUCUGUAACUGACAGCCAAUUAACGGGAGCAGCCGGACACUUCCAAGACGGUCGACCUCCAAUAUGGUCUUGGUCAAAUAGUCGAGGUGCAGCGUUAGUUAGAAUGUCCGAACUGAUACCGACUGUUACAGAAAGAACACAAGAAAAUAUAAUGUUAGAAAAUAUAAGAAAAAGUCAUCCACAAAAAUUAGCAAUGGCUGUGAUUGAUUUAAAUAAGGACAUUAAUGUUAAGACUGUCGCAGCAGGAUUUUCAAAAUUUGUUACAUUAUGUGCACCAGAAAAUAUAAGGCAAUUUUGGAUGCAAGAUAGUAAUUUUUACUCGACAUUAGAGAGUUCUAAAUGGUUAAAAUUUGUUUCUCAUUGUUUGCAAAAAGCUGUUGAAGCUAGUGAUUACUUAAAUUCUGGAACUUCUGUUAUUUUACAAGAGAGUGCUGGCAGAGAUAUGUGUUGUGUUAUAUCAAGUUUAGUACAAUUAUUGCUAGAUCCUUAUUUUCGAACGAUAACAGGAUUUCAAUCAUUACUUCAAAAAGAAUGGGUAGCUGCUGGUCAUCCUUUUUGUGAUCGAUUAGGUCAUAUCAUUAAACCAAAUGCGGAAAAAUCUCCAAUUUUUCUUCUUUUUCUUGACUGUGUGUGGCAAUUAUGUCAACAAUUCCCCUCUAAAUUUGAAUUUACGGAGACUUAUCUAACCAGUUUAUGGGAUACAGCACACGUUUCAAUAUUCGAAACAUUUAUCUUCAAUUGUGAGAGAGAUCGAUCUGUUGCAACGAUGGAUCCGAAUAAUCUGGUGCUUCGGAGUGUCUGGGAUUGGCGAGAGCAAUUUUCAGAUCAAGAUAUAUUAUUAUUUUAUAGUCCAUUUUUUGAUCCCAAUGAUCCAGAAACGAUUUUAAAGCCUCAGUACAAUUUAUCGUGUUUAGAAUUGUGGACUCAGUGUUAUUUUAGAUGGAUUCCGCCUUUGGAAAUACGCAAUGGCGGAAAAAAUCAUAUUGAACUUUUUACUCGAUUAAUACAAAAUAGUGUGAGCCAGCUUAAACUCAAUUUAAAUGGCAGCUAUAGUUCGCCAAUUGAUAAAAUAAGUACAUUUUUAGUUCAAAUGAACAUAGACAGUUUCUAUCCGUUUGGAAAUAAGAAAUCAGGCAAUACAAUAAGUACUCCAAUAAUGAAUAGCUCAAUGUUAAUGGCAGAAAAUUACAUCGAUUCUCAAUCAUUACUUACUGCACCUGAUUGAUAGUUUUGAACAUUAAUUUAUCAAUAUUCAUGUACAAUUUAUGACUCUUAUUUUUAUUAAUAAGAAUUCAAAUAUUUAUAGUAAUAUAAAAGUUCUUAUGUGCAGGGUAGAACGAGAUACAUAAAAAUCAAUUUUAGAUUUUUCUAAUAGAGCUUUAUAAUUUGUUACAAUUUUAAUAUAAUAGUGAAAUGAAAAAUUGUAAAAAU